Molecule: messenger RNA, 12167 nt
Organism: Urocitellus parryii (Arctic ground squirrel)
Lineage: Eukaryota; Metazoa; Chordata; Mammalia; Rodentia; Sciuridae
Gene: Vcan
Product: versican
Biological process (GO): cell adhesion; positive regulation of neuroblast proliferation; central nervous system development
Cellular component (GO): perineuronal net; synapse
Molecular function (GO): calcium ion binding; hyaluronic acid binding
Source: RefSeq, a predicted model, not a curated record
AUGUUGAUAAAUAUAAAAAGCAUCUUAUGGAUGUGCUCAACUUUAAUAGUAACCCAUGCAAUGCAUAAAGUCAAAAUGGAAAAAAGCCCACCUGUUAAGGGCUCUCUGUCUGGAAAAGUCAGCCUACCUUGUCAUUUUUCAACCAUGCCUACCUUACCACCCAAUUAUAACACCAGUGAAUUUCUCCGAAUCAAAUGGUCUAAGAUUGAAGUGGACAAAAAUGGAAAAGAUUUAAAGGAGACUACAGUUCUUGUAGCCCAAAAUGGGAAUAUCAAGCUUGGUCAGGGCUACAAAGGUAGAGUGUCUGUGCCUACCCAUCCGGAGGCCGUGGGCGACGCCUCCCUCACCAUGGUCAAACUGCGUGCUAGCGAUGCGGGCCUCUACCGCUGCGAUGUCAUGUAUGGAAUUGAAGACACCCAAGACACAGUGUCUCUGACUGUGGAUGGGGUUGUGUUUCACUACAGGGCAUCAACCAGCAGGUACACUCUGAAUUUUGAAACUGCUCAGAAGGCUUGCUUGGACAUUGGAGCAGUCAUAGCAACCCCGGAGCAGCUCUUUGCUGCCUACGAAGAUGGAUUUGAGCAGUGUGAUGCAGGCUGGCUGUCUGAUCAGACUGUUAGGUACCCCAUCCGGACUCCCCGAGAAGGCUGUUAUGGAGAUAUGAUGGGAAAGGAAGGAGUCAGGACCUAUGGAUUCCGUUCUCCUCAGGAAACUUAUGAUGUAUAUUGUUACGUGGAUCAUCUGGAUGGUGAUGUGUUCCACAUCACUGCUCCCAAUAAAUUCACCUUUGAGGAGGCUGAAGAAGAGUGUGAGAACCAGGACGCCAGGCUGGCGACGGUGGGGGAACUCCAGGCGGCAUGGAGGAACGGCUUUGAYCAGUGUGAUUAUGGGUGGCUGUCGGAUGCCAGCGUGCGCCACCCUGUGACUGUGGCCAGGGCGCAGUGUGGAGGUGGUCUACUUGGGGUGAGAACCCUGUAUCGUUUUGAGAACCAGACAGGCUUCCCUCCCCCUGAUAGCAGAUUUGAUGCCUACUGCUUUAAACCUAAACAGAAUAUAACAGAGUCUACAACCGUCGAAUUGAAUAUCCUCGCAGAAACUACAUCACCCAGUUUAUCCAAAGAACCACAAAUGGUACUCGACAGAACUACACCAAUCAUCCCUUUAGUCACCACAUUACCUAUCAUUACAAAAAAGUUCCCUCCUAUAGGAAAUAUGGUCAAUUUUGAACAGAAAGCCACCACCCAAUCUCAGGCGAUCACAGACAGAUUAGCCACUGUGUCACACACGUCCGUUGGGAGUUCUGAGAAGCCUUGGGAUAUGGACUACUACUCACCUUCUGCUUCAGGACCACUUGAAAAGCCAGACAUAUCUGAAAUUAAGGAAGGAAUGCUCCAAAGUACAACUGUUGUCUUCCAGCAUGCUACUGAUUCUUGGGAUGGUAUCAUGGAAGAUACAGAAACAAAAGAAUCAGUAACACAGAUUGAGCAAAUAGAAGUGGGUCCUUUAGUAACAUCUAUGGAAAUCUCAAAGCACACUCCUUCCAAGGAAUCAUUUGUAACCAAAACACCAUUUGUAUCCACAGAAAUGACCUCAGAAUCCAAAACUGAAGAGAAAACAAUAAGCACCACUCCUGAUUUGGUGAGCACAAGUCACUCUGAAUUCACCUUGGGAAAAGAAGAUAGUGAAGACAGAAUACUUACAGCUAGAUCUGAUCAGGGUACCUUGGUCCUUAGCCAAAUACCCGAAGUCAUUACAGUAUCAAAGACUUCAGAAGACACCACCCACUCUCAGUUAGAGGACUUGGAGUCAAUCUCAGCAUCCACAACUGUUUCCCCCAUAAUGAUGCCUGACAAUGAUGGAUCUUCGAUAGACAGCUGGGAAGAGAAACAAACAAAUGGUAGGAUAACUGAAGAUAUAUUUAGCCCAUCUUCGUCUACUACACCUUUUCCAUCACAGCACAUUACAGAAGUAGAAUUGUUCCCUUAUUCUGGUGAUAAAAUAUUAGUAGAGGGAAUAUCUACAGUUAUUUACCCCUCACCACAAACAGAAAUGACACAAGGAAGAGAAAGAACAGAAACACCGAGGCCAGAGAUGGGAACGGGUCCUCAUACAGAUGUUGGAAUACAGGAAAAGUUCACCAAAGAUCCAUUUAUAGGUAAAACAGAGGAAGAAGACUUCUCUGAAAUGAAGCGCUCUACGUCUCCUUCAGAUCAAAUUCAUUUUACACAAUCUACUAUGGAAAUGACCACAUCUUUUGAUUCCCCAUCGUGGACAACAAUGAAGCCAACUGUGAAGCCAACAGAAGCAAAAGAUGUUGAGGAAGACAGUGGAACAGCUCUGGUUGGAUUAGGAACAGAUGGCUAUCAAGGUACUGCCAAGUCUGAGGAAGAUAUUACCACAGUGCAUUCAACCCACAGUACUUUAAGUGUGGAGGUGGUCACUGUAUCAAAGUGGUCAUGGGAUGAAGACAAUGCAACAUCAAAGCCUUUAGAGUCCACAGAACAUGCACACUCUCCAGAAUUUCCUCCUGUCUUACUCACCACUAUGGGAACAAAUGGAAAGGAUCAAGAAAUCCCAAGCUUUACUCAAGAUGGAGGAGAUGAAUUUACUCUUAUUCCAGAUAGUGCUCAAAAGCCAUUAGAAAAGCUCACAGAUCAUGGGAAAUUCACAGUUAAAUUUCAGCCAACUACAUCUAUUAGUAUAGCAGAAAAGUCAACUUCUAGACCUUCAACCACUGAAGAAAGAGUUCCACCUACCACAAGCACAGAAGAACAAGUUCAUGCAACCACAGAAGGAAGUGCCAUGGACGAAGAAGAAGAUAUAGACAUCUCUAAGCCAGAACCUACUGUCUCUCCCUUUGCAUACACUUCAGAUGUGGAAGGAGUAACAUUUGUUAAUUAUAGUAGCACCCAGGAGCCUACUACCUAUGUAGACAUUUCCUAUACCAUUCCUCUCUCUGUAAUUCCCAAGACAGAAUGGGGUGUGUUAGUACCUCCUGCUCCAUCAGAAGGUGAAGUUCUAAGGGAACCCUCUCAAGACAUACGUGUCAUUGAACAUAUUCACCCAGAAGCAACUGUGUCUCCUGAAACUCUGAGAACAACAGAAAUCUCACAGGGAACAAGUCAGGAAGAAUUCCCUUGGGAUGAACCGACUUCAGGGAAACCAGUUCCUGCUCUGAGUUCUACAGUGGGUCCCCCCCAGGAGGCAACCACAUCUUUGGAUGAAGAGGGUGAUGGAUCAGCAUUUACAGUCUCUGAAGAUAUAUUGGGAACAGGUUUUACGAGAGUCCCGAUUUUAGAAACAACUCCAUUUGGAAAAAUUGAGUCUUAUCCACCUGGUGCUGUAACUGAGCACAAAGCAGAAAAAGAUGAAAUGGUAACACUAAUACCAAGUGUCAGGCCCAAAGAAUUUUUAACUCCAGAACCUGAAGAAAAAUAUGAAGCAGAAGGUAGUAGUACAACAGAAUUUGUGUCACCUUUGAGUCCUCUGAGCACCCGUGUUACCCAGUUUGUAGAGGAAGCCACUACUGAGAAAAGAGAGAAAACCUCUCUAGAUUAUAUUGAUAUAGGCUCAGGGUUAUUUGAAAAGCCCAAAGCCACAGAUCUUGCAGAAUUUUCAACAGUCAAAGCUACGAUUCCAAGUGACAUCCCCAUUGCCUUCAGCCCAGUAGACAGACUCCACACAAUCCCAGCAUUCAAGCCAUCUACCGCAUUCACUGAAAAACCACUUCUCAUUGACAGGGACCUUGGCGAGAAAACAACACGAGACAUGGUACUCAUUGCACAAUCAACAUCUCAUGUUCCUCCCACCACCCUUGUUGAUAUUGUAACUAAGGAAACAGAAACCGAUAUUGAUAGAGAGUAUUUCACCACGUCAAGUAUUUCUGCUACACAGCCAACAAGACCACCCACUGUGGAAGGCAAAGAGGCCUUCAGACCUCAGGCAUUUUCCACUCCACAUCCCCCGGAGGGGACAAAAUUCCACCCUGAUGUAAAUGUUUAUAUUAUUGAGGUCAGAGAAAACAAGACAGGUCGAAUGAGUGAUUUGAGUGUAAUUGGUCAUCCAAUAGAUUCAGAAUCUAAAGAAGAUGAACCUUGUAGUGAAGAAACAGAUCCAGUGCAUGAACUAAUUGCUGAAAUUUUACCUGAUUUACCUGAAAUAUUUGAAAUAGAAAUAUACCACAGUGAAAAUGAAGGGGAAAAUGAAGACUGUGAAAAUGCUACUGAUGUAACCACCACACCUUCUGUGCAGUACAUUAAUGGGAAGCACCUAGUCACCACUGUGCCCAAGGACCCCGAAGCUGCAGAAGCUAGGCGUGGCCAGUUUGAAAGUGUUGCACCUUCUCAAAAUUUCUCAGAGAGCUCUGAAAGUGAUACCCAACAAUUUGAAGUAGCAGAGACAGAAUUGUCUACUGUUGUGCAACCUAAUGAAUCUAAAGAAACCACUGAAUUUCUGGAAAUUACAUGGAAACCUGACACUUACCCUGAAACACCAGAACAAUUUUCAGGUGGUGAGCCUGAUAUGUUCCCCACAGCCGCAUCCCAUGAAGGAAAAACCACAGAAGGGGCAGAGUUAAUUACAGAGAGAGGUCCUAAACUUGAAAAUCUGAUGCAUGAGCAUCCUGAACCUGUAUCUCCCUUUUCUGAAGAGUCUUCAGGAGAGUCUGCCAUUGACCAAGUAUCUCAGAAAAUGAUCUUUUCAAGGGCCACACAGGUAACUUUAGGUGAAGAGGUGGAAAAAAGUACUUCUGUCACAUAUACUCCCAGGAUGGAUCCAAGUUCUGCGGCAAUAAAUGUUUCAGAGAAAGAAUCAGUUACCCUAGCAGAAAAUCCACGGCCUGAUGGACUUUUCUCUACAAUGGAAAGCUGGAUAGAAAUAACUCCUAGACAAAUUGUGGAGCUCUCAGGAAGUUCUGCAAUUCCAAUCCUGGAAAGCUCUGGGGAAGUGGAAGAUUUUAAAGAUAACAUGUUGAACAUGGUAACUGAUUUAUCAAAAAAUACCACAGAUACACUCUUUACUUUAGACACUGGCAAGAUAAUGAUCACAGAAAAUCUUUUUGAUGUUCCUGCGACCACCAUUGACACAGUUUCUGAAGAACCUUCCGUAGAAGUCAUGCCUACAAAAUUCAUAAGUGAAACAGAAAAUUCCAAGUGGGUUUUCAGUACAUCCCUUGAGGGAAAGGAAAGGAAGGAGGAGGAGGAGGGAACAACAGGUACAACAUCUACCUUUGAGGUAGAGUCACUGACACAGAGAGCAGAUCAAUUAAUUUUACACCCUGAAUUAGGAAGUUCAAAUGAACCUACAUCUACUGAUACAGCUACCAGGAAAAGUUUGAUAUCCUCGCCAACGCCCACACAAUUUUCAGAUGAAAUGACAAGUUCUACRCUUGUCUUUACAGAGACAAAUGUUUUAGUCAAUUCGGGGGCACAGCCCUUUGAACACAGCAGUACUAGCCAACCAGGGGACCCAGAAAGGCUGACCACUCUUUCAGGUGGCCCUGUCUCUCUCUCUAUUGAGCAGGGCUCUGGAGAAGCUGCUGCUGACCCAGAAACCACAACUGUUUCUUCAUUUUCUUUAAAUUUAGAACCAGAAAUUCAAACCGAAAAGGAAGCUGGCACUUCGUCUCCCCAUGUGGAAACAACAUUCUCCUCUGAGCCUACAGGACCAUUUUUGAGUACUGUAAUUGACAGAAAAGUCACUGAAWUUAUAAGCCAAACAUCCAAGGAAAAAUUAAUUUCAGAGGUACCAGGAGAACCAAAUUAUGGGGCAGAAAUAAGGGUCAUUCCUACAGGUUUUCCUUUGGAAGAAGAUUUCAGUGGUGACUUAAUGGAAUACUCAACAGUAUCUCAUCCCAUAACAAAAGAAGAAACAGUGAUGAUGGAAGGCUCUGCGGAUGAAGCAUUUAGGAAUACCCAGAUUUUAUUACCUACCAAACCUACUUCAGAUCACAGCAAUCACAUGCCUAACUCAGAAGCACCCAGUAGCACCAUGGUCAGCACAUCAGCUUUCCCCUGGGAAGAGUUUACAGCUUCUGCUGAGGGUUCAGGUGAGCAACAGGUCACAGUCAGCAGCUCUGUUGACCUAGUGCUUCCCACAGUUGUGGAAAACAUUUUGGAUACAGAGUCUCCAUUUAUUAACCCAGGAUUCAGAGAAACGGAUGCUAUUGAUGAAGUGGAUAAAAGAUCCACAAUUUUGCCAACAGCAGAAGCUGAAAGUACUGCAGAUCCAACAGGAAAGGGGGAAGUAAAGGUCAAUGGCACAGCUUCAAUGGACUUUCUGCAAACRAUGGAGCCAGCCAGAUUAUGGUCCAGGCAAAACACCAACCCUGUGAGUCAAGGGAUUGAGAGUGAAGCAGAAUCAGAGGAAAAGAGUCAAGAACACAAAUCUUUAGAAUCCUCCCAAAGCUCUCUUGGACCAGAACAAACAACUUUUGAUUCACAAACACUUACCGAAAUUGAACUCCAGACUACAGAUUAUCCUACAAAGAAAACUUACAGUGCUGAUAAGCAAAUUGGCGUUUCCUUGGUUCACAUGUCUACUCCAGAUCCAGAUGUAAAAAGCCUAGAGUCAUAUACCUCUCUCCCUGAGCCAACUGCAGAGUCACAUUUCUUCUUAACUACUGCCUUAGUGACUGAAUCUAUACCGGCUGAAAAUGCAGUCACAAACUUAUCAACUAAAGAUGAAGAAAGUAUAAAGCUCUUUCCCAAAGGUAUGAGACCAACAAUUCAAGAGUUGGAUACUGAUCUCUUAUCCUCUGGUCUGGGAUCAGGAGAAGAAGUUUUGCCUACUCUGCCUACAGUGUCAGUAAAAUUUUCUGAAGUGGAACAAAUUAUUAGCACAGUAUAUCCCCACACUUCUCAAGUGGCAAGUUUAGAAACAAGUAUCUUCAGCGAUGGAACUAAAGAUGAUGAGAGAGUGGAAAAUGUGGUGAGUGAAGUUGGACCCCUCAUUUCCAAAACAGAUGAAGUCUCCAAAAGUAGUGAAGGGGCACCCAAUACAACCUUAACAGAAGUCUCAGGCAACACUGGAGCAGCAGGACCCACCACGGCACCUAGCUCUGUCUCCACAGACAUUGAACAUCCUCAAAGUCAGACCCUCAAAUGGGAAGAAGAAAUGCAGACUAGUAGACCACAAACUGUAACACAGCAACUCUCCAGUGAGUAUUCUUCAACGGCAGAAAAUAAAGAAACAGCAAAUGCUCCCACUGGUUUUCUUGAAAUGGCCCAAGAAUUUGUUACACCAGCACCAAAGCUGUCUGAGUUGUUUGAUGAAAAUUCUGGAGAAGGAUCUGGGGAAGUGGAUCUCUCUAAUUCAAUCCACGCUGCUGGAACUACUGAGGCAACGGGGCCAAGAAGCACCACAUAUGUUUUUGAUAGCUUUCUGGAGAAGCAUUCUGAAGUGCCAAGUGCUGAAGCUGUAGCUGCUGAUGGAUCCCCAGCGGUUUCUGUGGUGCUGCCUCUUCGUUCAGAGCAGAAUGAAACCUCCCCUGAGACAAGGAGCACCCCGUCAGGCAUGGUGUCCCAUGAGGCACCCACAGAAAGUGUCUCCGGUAGUUUCCAAGAUCAUUUCAUAGGAUUCGAGGAUGCCACCUUAAAACCUACCCGGAGAAAAGCCACCGAAAAUAUUAUCCUUGAUCUAGACAAAGAGGAUAAGGAUUUAAUAUUGACAAUUACUGAGAGCACCAUUCUUGAAAUUCUUCCUGAACUGACAUCAGAUAAAAAUACUAUCAUAGAUAUCGAUCACACUAAGCCUGUAUAUGAAGAUAUCCUUGGAAUGCAAACAGACAUAGAACCAGAGGUGCCAUCAGAACCACGUGGCAGUAAUGAAGAAGGCAUCCGGGUUCAAGAGCUGGAUGUGGCAGCUGCCAACCGUUCUUUAGCUGAGGAGCCAUUUGAGAGCUCUGGUGAUACUCUUCUGGCUAGUAAUACUCAGGCAACAUAUCACGAAUCAAUGACUCCUGAUACUGGAAACCAAUUAGAUCACAUGGGCUUUAACUUUGCCACUGGGAUCCCUAUCCCUACCACAGAAACGGAAUUAGAUAUUUUCCUUCCCACAGAAACUUCUCUGCCCAUUCCUAGAAGUUCUGCCACAGUUAAUCCAGAGAUGGAAGAACUGAAAAUUGAAGCAAAACCUCUGGAUGACAUAUUUGAAUCAAGCACUUUGUCUGACAGUCAAGCUAUUGCAGACCAAAGUGAAAUGAUAUCAACGUUGGGUCAUUUGGACAAGACACAGGAAGAGUAUGAAGAAAAGAAAUAUAUGAGUCCUUCUUUUCAGCCAGAAUUCUCUUCAGGGGCUGAGGAAACAUUGAUAGAUCCCACUCCUUAUGUAAGUAUUGGUAAUAUCCUCCUUACAGCUCAGAGUUUAACAGAAGCCCCUGAGGUGUUGGAGGGGUCCAGUCCCUCUUAUUACACUGAUACAACAUUAGCAGGUUCAGCAUUUGCAAAGUUGUCUUCUCAGACAUCAUCCUCUCCAUUCCCUGCCUACUCAGGCGGAGAAACCUAUGAACACACAGAGGUUCCCCAGCCAAGUGCUCUGCCAGGUACAGCUGCUGGCCCAUCUCAGAGGUCUACAGAGGAUUCUCUCCAGGAAGUUCAUGCGGAUAUUGAAGCAACUGUCAAGGCAUCCAAUGAUGAAUACUUUCAGGUAACCCAUCCUCCAUCCUCAUCUCCUGACCCAGCAUUAGAACCUUUGGAGGAAGCAAGUAAAUCUAAUUUAUUGGAAGAAAAGGAAGCUUCUCCCACACAACUAAUUGCCGAGGAAGGCACUGAGACUUCCCAAGAUUUCCAAAACAAAGCCAAUGACCAGUUUUCUGGAGAAAUAGUUGAGGUGUUKCCCAGUGUGGGGGAACCUGAGGCUGGAACUAUUAUUACAGCUGCCAGCGAAAUUCAGUUAGAAGGUGCUGCACCAUGGCCACAUUCUACUUCUGCUUCUGCAACUUCCAGGGUUGAGGCAAGUGUGGUGCCUCAGCCCAGCCCACAGACUUUGGAGAGGCCCACAAUUCCUUCUUCUUUGGAAAUAAACCCUGAAACACAGUCAGCUUUCCCCGGAAGGGAGGGUCCCACAGUAGCAGUAUCAGAAAAGCAACUAUCGGUGAGAACUCUUGAUUCCAAUCAGGCAACAGUAAGCACUGUGGAGUUAAAUACUGAGCUUGCAACGCCACCAUUUUCCCUUCUGGAAACUUCUAAUGAAACUGCUUUGUUGAUUGGCAUUAAUGAAGAGUCAGUGGAAGGCACAGCAGUCUUUUUACCAGGAACUGACCGGUGCAAAACAAACCCAUGCCUUAAUGGAGGCACCUGCUAUCCUACCGAAACCGCUUAUGUAUGCACCUGUGUGCCAGGAUACAGUGGAGACCAGUGUGAACUUGAUUUUGAUGAAUGUCACUCUAAUCCCUGUCGGAAUGGAGCCACAUGUGUUGACGGUUUCAAUACAUUUAGAUGCCUCUGUCUUCCAAGCUACGUUGGUGCACUUUGUGAACAAGACACUGAGACGUGUGACUAYGGCUGGCAUAAAUUCCAAGGGCAGUGCUACAAGUACUUCGCCCACCGACGCACGUGGGAUGCGGCUGAAAGGGAGUGCCGUCUGCAGGGCGCCCAUCUCACCAGCAUCCUGUCUCAUGAGGAACAAAUGUUUGUGAAUCGUGUGGGCCAUGAUUAUCAGUGGAUAGGCCUCAACGAUAAGAUGUUUGAACACGACUUCCGUUGGACUGACGGCAGYGCACUGCAAUAUGAAAAUUGGAGACCCAACCAGCCAGAUAGCUUCUUUUCUGCUGGAGAAGACUGUGUUGUGAUCAUUUGGCAUGAGAAUGGUCAAUGGAAUGAUGUUCCCUGCAAUUACCAUCUCACUUAUACCUGCAAGAAAGGAACAGUUGCUUGCGGCCAGCCCCCUGUUGUAGAAAAUGCCAAGACUUUUGGAAAGAUGAAACCUCGUUAUGAAAUCAACUCCUUGAUUAGAUAUCACUGCAAAGAUGGUUUCAUUCAACGCCACCUUCCAACCAUCCGAUGCCUAGGAAAUGGAAAAUGGGCUAUGCCUAAAAUUACCUGCAUGAACCCAUCUGCAUACCAAAGGACUUAUUCUAAGAAAUAUUUUAAAAAUUCCUCAUCAGCAAAGGACAAUUCAGUAAAUACAUCAAAACAUGAUCAUCGUUGGAGCCGGAGGUGGCAGGAGUCCAGGCGCUGAUCCCUAAAAUGGCGAAUAUGUGUUUUCAUCAUUUCAGCCAAAGUCCUAACUUCCUGUGCCUUUCCUAUCACCUCGAGAAGUAUUAUCAGUUGGUUUGGAUUUUUGGACCACAUUCCAGUCAUUUGGGGUUGCUGUGCUCCCAAAACAUUUUAAGUGAAAGUAUUGGCAUUUAAAAAGAAAGCAAACACAAUGAAAGUAAAUGAGGGCAGAAAGUGAGCGUUUCCAGCCUAUCCGAUUUCUUUAGUUUUCUAUUUGUCUCGGUGCAGACCAUUUCAUCACGUCCACCAGCCUACUGUACUAUUUAAAACACUCAAUUUUAGCACCAGUGGCCAUGUAAAUAAGAUGAUUUAAUGUUGAUUUUAAUCCUGUAUAUAAAAUAAAAAAAAAAUCACACUGAGUUCUGGCAUAUUUAAUGAUGAUUAUGGAGACUUUACAGGUCUUUAAUCAUUGGUUUGGCUGCUUAUAUGUAGUUUGUUUAGGCUGGAAAUGGUUUCACUUGCUCUUUGACUGACAGCAAGACUGAGGAUAGCUUUUCCUGGGCAACUAGCAAACAAAACCUUGGACCGCACUGCACCCAUCUCACUCAGAGGUGCCGUUUGCCUCCGAGUGAUGCUAAAACCUGGCUAACGGGAUCCUGAUGGAACUAAGGACUCCACUGUGGACCUCUUCUUUGCUGCAUCCCUUUUCCUUCACUCACAAGAAAGGCCUGAACAGAGGACUUUUCUAUGACCAGGAGCAUUUUUUUUUUUUAGGGGUCAAAGUGCUAAUUAUUAACUCAACCAGGUCUACUUUUUAAUGGCUUUCAUAACACUAACUCUGGUAAGGUUACAGAUUCAAGGCAUUUCACAUGGAUAGAGACUGAGGGCUCUGGAGGGUGGGGGAUUGUUAAAACCACACACAUGCAGAAAAAAAAGAGAAAUUUUGUAUAUAUAACCAUUUUAAUCUUUUAUAAAGUUUUGAAUGUUCAUGUAUGAAUGCUGCAGCUGUGAAGCAUACAUAAAUAAAUGAAGUAAGCCAUACUGAUUUAAUUUAUUCGAUGUUAUUUUCCCCAAGACCUGAAAAUUGGUGUAGUAUGCUAGUUACUUUUCAGUGUUAGCCUUUAUACUUUGCUCACACAGUUUGGAACAUAUAAUAGAGGUACUUUGUCCCUGAUUAAAUAAUGUGAUGGAUAGAAUGCAUCGAGUGUUUACUAUGAAAAGAGUGGAAAAGUGUAUGGCUUUCAGCAAGUGGUGUUUGCCCAUGUCCUGAGUGUUUUUGUAGAGAUAGUGUGGGCAUUUCUUCCCAUCAGGUGGAGUGUAUAUGUGGAAAUUUCUCCUGUCUCUUCCCACUCCAUUUUCUCCUUCCUAUUUGAAUAAAGUGACUGCUGAAGAUGACUUUGAAUCCUUAUCCACUUAAUUUAAUGUGUGAAGAAAAACUGUAAUGGGAAGAAGGCAUUUACAACUCUUUCCCUAAUUUCAGUUACAGCAACAUUAAGAAGGGUAGACGACAAAUAAAAUGCAAAUAGGAAUGACACAUGUCUGAGGAGAUAGGCAUGUGUAACCUGAUUUAAAUAUUACACAAUGUAUACAGGAAUUGAAUGAUCACAUGAUAUCCCAUAAGUAUGURACCCUUUAAUGUUUUUAUGUAUCAGUAUAAAAAAUUUAAUUUAAAUUUUUAAAAAAGGGAAAGAAAACUUAGAAUAACAGCAGAUGGGAGUUAACCCAACAUUGAUUGUUUUUCAUCAAAACUCUUUGGCUUAGAAAGAAUGACUAUAGCUCACAAUCAUACAAGGUGUCUUUAAGCAAGUUCCCUUGGUUCCUGCAUUAAAUGUAACCCACCCUUAGAUGUUCUAGAGCACAGAAAAACAUGGUGUUGACCUAUUAGGUUUUUGUUUUUUUCUUUUUUCAUUACAAUGCACAUAAUACUUUCUUGUAUUUAUAUUAUAACGUGUAUAGUGUAAAAUGUGAAUGACUUUUUUGUGAAUGAAAAUCUAAAAUCUUUGUAACUUUUUA